Molecule: messenger RNA, 744 nt
Organism: Pyricularia pennisetigena
Lineage: Eukaryota; Fungi; Ascomycota; Sordariomycetes; Magnaporthales; Pyriculariaceae
Exons: 4
Coding region: 1-744 (247 amino acids)
Biological process (GO): protein localization to microtubule plus-end; regulation of microtubule polymerization or depolymerization; spindle assembly
Cellular component (GO): cytoplasmic microtubule; microtubule plus-end; microtubule organizing center
Molecular function (GO): microtubule plus-end binding
Source: RefSeq, a predicted model, not a curated record
AUGGGCGAGUCGCGACAGGAACUCGUGCAAUGGCUGAACAGCCUAUUGCAGCUCAACAUUACCAAGGUUGAGCAGUGCGGAACUGGUGCCGCUCUUUGCCAGGUCUUUGACAGCAUUUUCCUCGAUGUCCCCAUGUCGCGCGUCAAAUUCAACGUCAACAGCGAAUAUGCAUACAUACAGAAUUUCAAAGUCUUGCAAAACACGUUUGCCAAGCACCAAGUCGACAAACCCAUCCCCGUCGCAGGCCUCGUCAAGUGCAAGAUGCAGGACAACCUCGAGUUCCUGCAGUGGGUCAAGCGCUUCUGGGACCAGUACUACCCGGGCGGCGAGUACGACGCCGUCGCGAGGCGGAAGGGCGCUCCCCUCGGCGCGGCGGGCGGCGGUGGCGGUGCUGCUGCUGCUCGCGCUCCGACGGCAGGGGGCGCGGCCAGGAGAGCGGGCGGCACGACGCCGACGACGGGCGGUGCCCGGGCCGGACUGGGCGUCUCCAAGGCCAACCCUGCGCUGGCCCAGGAGAACGCGACACUCAAGGAGACCGUGGUCGGGCUGGAGCGCGAACGCGACUUUUACUUCAGCAAGCUGAGGGACAUUGAGCUGCUGGUUCAGAACGCGGUCGAGGAGGACCCCGAGAUCGAGAAGCAGGAGGACGGGCUCGUCAAGCAGAUCCAGGCCAUUCUGUACAGCACGGAGGAGGGCUUUGAAAUCCCGGCAGAGGGCGAAGUUGACGACCAGGAGACGUUCUGA